This is a messenger RNA of Argiope bruennichi, 2006 nucleotides long. RefSeq lists its product as uncharacterized. Gene Ontology annotation, biological process: arachidonate secretion; phospholipid metabolic process. NCBI's taxonomy places the organism in Eukaryota, Metazoa, Arthropoda, Arachnida, Araneae, Araneidae. The coding region runs from base 173 to 1858 and encodes 561 amino acids. The record is from RefSeq and is a predicted model, not a curated record. The transcript has 12 exons.
AAAAUAUCAGAAUUUGCUAGUUUAGUGGACAACAGCAAUGAAAAUUUCUUUUCGAAGAUCAAUAUGCUUUAUGGUUAGCUUGAUCUAACUGUAGCAAAUCAUUUGUUCUCUGGAGGCUUUCAUGUUCUUAUCCAGGGUUUAACUCUAUAGAUACACGGUGGAGUCCUAAAGAAUGAAAUUUAUAGUUGUUCUCGCAACCGUGUUCUCUGUGUGUUAUUGCUACUCGGAUUUAAAUAUCCUCCCCUUUGAAACAACUGGGCAAAAAUUUCAUCCACUAAAAAGACCUCUUCUGAAUAGUUUACUGACGGAUGAAGAAAUUUUGAAAUGCCGAUAUUUCUUGGACAAUAUAGGUGAAUACCAUAACCAGAGAUCCAGUCAAGAAGAAUUAGAAGAUAAAUUAUCCAAAUGCGACUUGCUUUUACAGAAAAGCACCAAAUUAUCGGCAAAAAAAGAUGAUAAUAACGUUGACAGAUCGCCAUCAUUCAAAAGUGUUAAUAGUCAAGACAAUGAGUUAACCGUAAUUGUGGAUUCGACAACAAGAAGCUCCGAGGAAGUGAAUAGCAAAAAUAGUAAUGAAAAGAAUGAAAUCUUAAGCGGAAUUCCUGACAGAAAUGAAAAUGGCAUUUAUUCAAAACUAUCUUCUGGCCUGUACGAGAAUUUGAAGGAGGUGUCUAUUGAGACAACUUUCCAAGCAACUACCGAGAGCUCAGAUUUAAGGAAUUUGUUCUUAGUAAAUAGAGGAUUAUCUGACAAUUCAAGCCCAAUCCUUAUUACAGAGCAAAAUGAAGCCAACUCAACUGACAAGCAGCCUGACAAACUUGAACAUCAAAAGACAGAGACUGAUACUGUAAUUUUAAGUCCAAUAAAAACGAAUUGGAGUUUAUGGAGUAUACUUUUCGGUACCAGCGAAUCAUCUGGCAAUUCAAGCUCAGUUCUUGUUGCAGAACAAAAUGAGAAGCAAUCUGACAAAUCUGAAGAUCAAAAUACGCAGUCUGGCAUUAUAAUUUUAAGUCCAAUAAAUACGGGUUGGAGAUUCUGGAGUUUCUUUUCCGGUGCCAGCGAUCAGAAUGAGAAGCAAUCUGACAAACCUGGAGAUCAAAAUGCACAGUCUGACAUUGCAAAUUUAAGUCCAAUAAAUACGGGUUGGAGCUUCUGGAGUUUCUUUUCCGGUGCCAGCGAGAAAAAUGAGAAGCAAUCCUAUAAAUCUAAGAAUCAAAAAAUGGAAUCUGGCAUUGAAUUUUUAAGUCCAAUAAGUCCGGUUUGGAAUCUAUGGAGUUUGCUUUCCGGUGCCAGAGACUCUAGCGAUUCUUCAAAAGAAAAUCGAUCUGAAAAGUUUUUUGAAAGGAAUAAAACAGCAGAAUCCGGCAUCAACUUUGAAAAUUCGAUGUAUUUAGAGUUCACAACGACUGAAGCUGGUGUAUGGAAUUUAAUAAUGCCAGGUACGAAGUGGUGCGGGUCCGGAAGCAUUGCGACGCAUGACGACGAUUUAGGAUAUUUUGCAGAUGUCGACAGAUGCUGCCGGGCUCAUGACAAAUGUGAUGACUUAAUGAUGCCCGGAGAAUCCAAAUACAAUCUGACAAAUACUUCACCUUUUACAGUAUUAAAUUGUAAAUGUGAUGACGAACUGUAUGACUGCUUAAGUAAAAUAAACAGUGUUGCUUCAAAUACCGUUGGAAAUACUUUUUUCAAUAUCUUUGCCAGAAUGUGUUACACAUUGGAUUAUCGAAGAAAAUGCAAGAGGUAUUCCCGCUUGUAUUUAGGUUGUUUAGAAUAUGAGAUUGACAAAACAGCAGAAAAAGUUUAUCAAUGGAAACCAGCAAAGAAAUAUCUCAAGAUGCCAUUUGUAAUUUCUAGAUGAUAUAUUUUAACCAAAACCAUUUGUUGCACUGAUGUGAAAAAAGGGCUAUUUGUUCCAAAUACAAGUAAUAGAUUGCAAAAAUUUUAAAUAAUUUUUGUUAUUUAAAAAUCAGGAAUAAAAUGGUUGAGGAUUCUUUUAUUCCAAGGAU